Molecule: messenger RNA, 1293 nt
Organism: Hevea brasiliensis (rubber tree)
Lineage: Eukaryota; Viridiplantae; Streptophyta; Magnoliopsida; Malpighiales; Euphorbiaceae
Product: AMSH-like ubiquitin thioesterase 2
Exons: 9
Coding region: 261-1091 (276 amino acids)
Biological process (GO): protein K63-linked deubiquitination
Cellular component (GO): endosome; membrane
Molecular function (GO): protein binding; metal-dependent deubiquitinase activity; K63-linked deubiquitinase activity
Source: RefSeq, a predicted model, not a curated record
AGCUCAAUUUCUAGUGCCCAUCCAUCAACUGAAUCGCCCGCUUAAGACAAGAAAGUAACACAUCAACUUAGAUUCUAUCCUUAUCUAACUCCUCCAUUUGUUGGCCUUCUUCUUGAAGCUUUUCCUUUCCCUUUUCCCCAUCAGCGACGCUGAAAAUUAUUUACUUCAUUUUACGGACAGUUGUUCAGGAGCUGGGAACGUUGAAAUCGGUGGUUGGACAUGAUUCAACACCUCCAAGUUUCGAGGCUGAGAAUUGUGGUAUGGCAGAAGCAAGAGAUCAAAGAUUAAGUAUCAUCCAUGAAGAUGACAUUGAGCUAGCACCUUUGUAUUCAAUGGAUUCUAGCCUCUGUUUGUAUACACUUGAAUUUCCCCGUCAGAACCUGUUUCAGACAGACUGCAAAUGCCAGCAUAUCUCUGUUCAUACUGUUACUCAGUCUUCUCCUUCUCCCGUACUUUCAUGUGUAGAGAAGCCACCUAAACAUGCUCAUGUUUCACUCAUACCAGUUGCCAAUUCAGAUACAAAUUCAUGCUGUCAGCCAGCAGCAUCUAACACCCUCCAAGACAUACAUGUAUCAGCACGGUUGAUGGACAAUUUUCUUGAACUUGCUAGAGAAAAUACAGAGAAGGAUCUGGAAACCUGUGGGGUUCUUGGUGCUUUCCUUGAAAAGGGCACUUACUAUGUUACCACCCUGAUAAUUCCCAAACAAAAGUCAACUUCCAAUUCUUGCGAGGCUAUAAAAGAGGAAGAAUUUUUUGCCAUACAGAAUGAACAUUCACUUUUUCCUGUGGGAUGGAUUCAUACACAUCCUUCUCAAAGUUGUUUCAUGUCAUCAAUAGAUCUACACACUCAAUACUCGUAUCAGAUAAUGAUACCAGAGGCCAUUGCUAUUGUCAUGGCUCCAACAGAUUCCUCAAGGAGCUAUGGAAUAUUCAGGCUAUCUGACCCAGAUGGGAUGGAUGUUCUGAAGGAGUGUCAGGAGACUGGAUUUCAUACUCACAGCGAACCUGCAAAUGGAAGCCCCAUUUAUGAGCACUGCUCCAAUGUAUAUACAAAUUCUAACCUGAGGUUUGAAAUCUUUGACUUGCGCUGAUGUAUCCCGUUCUUUCAUCAUCAACUGCUUGUGUACAUGGACAAAUAGGAACAUGGCCUUCAUCACCAUGUGUAACAAGUUUUGGCUGAGGCAUCACAUAUCAUAAUGACAAUGCAUAAGGACAAAACAUAACGCAGAGUAGAUGCGUGUGUUAUUGUUAGUAACUGAUGGUCACAAUCUGAAGAGUUCUUGCCUACUGUUA